GCCACGUGAAAACAGGGCAGCUGGCGGCAAUCAAGGUUAUGAAUGUGACCAAGGAUGAGGAGGAAGAAAUCAAACUGGAAAUUAAUAUGCUGAAGAAGUAUUCUCACCAUCGGAACAUUGCGACCUACUAUGGUGCUUUUGUCAAGAAAAGUCCAGCAGGUCAGGAUGACCAGUUAUGGCUGGUCAUGGAGUACUGUGGGGCCGGAUCCGUCACAGACUUGGUGAAGAAAACCAAAGGGAAUUGCUUCAAGGAAGACUGGAUUGCUUACAUCUGCAGGGAGGUCCUCAGAGGCCUGUCUCACUUACACGCCCACCAUGUCAUCCACCGAGAUAUUAAGGGGCAGAACGUGCUGCUAACGGAGAACGCGGAGGUGAAAUUGGUUGAUUUUGGGGUCAGCGCUCAGCUGGAUCGGACGAUUGGCAGGAGAAACACUUUUAUUGGGACACCGUAUUGGAUGGCACCUGAAGUCAUCGCUUGUGAUGAAAACCCAGACUCCACCUAUGACUACAGAAGUGACCUGUGGUCCUUGGGCAUCACCGCCAUCGAAAUGGCCGAGGGGGCUCCCCCGCUGUGUGACAUGCAUCCCAUGAGGGCCCUCUUUCUGAUUCCACGGAACCCUUCCCCGAAACUGAAGUCCAGGAAAUGGUCAAAAAAGUUUCUCAACUUUGUCGACAGUUGCUUGGUGAAGAAUUACACGCAUCGCCCGGUGACGGAGACCCUGCUCAAACACUCCUUCAUCAGGGACAUGCAAAACGAGCGCCAAGUACGGAUCUUGCUCAGAGAUCAUCUAGACAGGACCAGGAAGAAAAAGGGGGAAAAAGAUGAAACGGAAUAUGAGUACAGCGGAAGUGAGGAAGAAGGGGACGAGUUGAACGAAGACGAGGGAGAGCCAAGCUCCAUUGUGAAUCUCCCGGGGGAAUCUACCCUGCGGCGAGAGUUCCUCCGACUUCAGCAGGAGAACAAAUCCCGUUCGGAAGCCCCCCGCUUGCAGCCCCUGCAAUGCCAGCAGCAGAAACACCAGGAAAACUACAAGAGGCUCCUGGAAGAGAGGCAGAAGCGCAUCGUGGAGCAAAAGCUGCAGAGGAAGAAGCUGGAAGAUCAUCAGAAAAAGGAAGAGCUUCGGAAACAUCUGGACCUCGAAAAGAGACACCUGGAGGGCCAGGUGGCCCCAGGCAACGGGCAGAAGGAUAAAAGCAGCCGAGAGAAGCCGGAGGAGGCCUGGUGCAAAGGGGAUGCGGUCCAACUCGCAGGAAUACAACAGAGACGAGGCGACGGAGGAGGAGCUCAGGGGAAGAAGUUUCACCGCACUCUUCCCAAAGAUCAGUCGCAACUCCUCUCCCUCCAACACGACCACCAGCAGAAGAACAAGGAGGCCCCCAAGGUCCUCCAUCUUCCACAGGGACCUUCGUCAAACUGCCUGAGCAAAGAGGGGAAGGCAGCGGCGGAAAAGCAGCUUCAGAAAAGCAGCUACGGUGUCCAGCCAGACUUCAACUGGACAGCGGUCCUCAGCCAGGAGACCACCCCUCACGGACGGCUGGGUUCUGGCAGUAGUUCCAGCCCUUGUACCCCAGCUCUGCAGCGAGCGGUGGGGGCCCAGAACGAAAACCUCCGAGCGAGUCGGGAUGCCUCUCACCGCAGUUUGCUGCCUGAGGUCGCUGCCUCCCCCCUGAGCCCCAGCCAGGAUGAGGGGUUUUGGAGUCUGUCUCAGGCUGAGGAACAACCCCCAAAGGUUCCUCAAAGGACGACCUCCACCUUCUACACCAGGGAUCCAUGUGGGCAACAGAGUUUCCCUCCCAGUCCACAUCAGCCACUCCCGGGGGAUCCAAAAGCAAAAUCCAGUCACAAAGAUUUCAGUGGCAACAAGCCAAAGGACCUCUCAUCCCAUCAGAACAGCCAAUCAGUCCCAGAGUCCUCCAGAGUAGGCGACAGACCUCUCCAUUCCUGUAAGAAACCUGAAAAUGCAUCUCGUUCAGGCCAAAUUUCAGCAACCGCUGGGCAACGGAGUGACCGGCUUCUCUAGGGCAGGAGCUGCUGAUGGGAUCGAAGGGAACGCUCCCCGCCUUCCCCCUGCGGAGGAUCACCAGGAUGAUGCUGCAGGGAAACACGGCUGUGGCGCUCGUGAAGAAUUCUGGAGCAUGAAUAACCAAAAUUACCUGUUGCCCGACCUCCUCCAACAGAGUCAGAUUUCGGCAAACCCGAUGAAAACCUCAGUUCAAGAACUUCAGAACAAUCUCCCUGCCAACCAGCAGGCACUGAACGCUGCCAGCAGCCCUUCCAAAAACAGUUCUUCUUCGACAUCUUCUUUUACAUCCUUCAUUGAUCCCAGACUUCUCCAAAUCUCGCCUCCUACCAGUCCGACUGGACCAAACUCUGGUUCCCCGUCCAAUGUGAAAAUGGAUCCUCCCAGCCGGCAAAGUACGAGAAAAGGUUCUGUGGUCAACGUCAACCCUACAAAUAUCCGGCCGCAGAGCGACAGCCCCGAAAUCCGCAAAUAUAAAAAGAAGUUCAACUCCGAGAUCUUGUGCUCUGCGCUGUGGGGGGUGAAUUUACUGGUUGGAUCCGAAAACGGGUUGUGGCUUCUGGACCGGAGUGGACAAGGUCGAGUUUACUCCUUGAUUAGCAGGAGACGCUUUCAACAGAUGGAUGUCUUGGAGGGGCUGAACGUGCUGAUCACCAUCUCAGGCAAAAAGAAUAAGCUACGGGUAUAUUAUCUCUCUUGGCUACGAAACAAGAUAUUACGGAAUGACCCCGAUGUGGAGAAACGACAAGGCUGGGUCUCAGUGGGCGACCUAGAAGGCUGCGUACACUACAAAGUUGUGAAAUACGAGAGGAUCAAAUUCCUGGUGAUUGCCGUGAAGAAUUCGGUGGAAGUCUACGCUUGGGCUCCCAAGCCCUACCACAAAUUUAUGGCUUUUAAGUCCUUCGCCUCGCUUCCUCAAAAGCCGCUCUUGGUCGAUUUGACGGUGGAGAACGGGCAGCGGCUGAAAGUUAUCUACGGGUCCCUUGUGGGAUUCCAUGCCAUCGACGUGGACUCCGGCUCCGUGUAUGACCUCUACUUGCCAACACAUAUCCAGGGAAAUAUUCAUCCGCAUGCUAUUAUCAUUCUCCGGAACACCAGCGGGAUGGAACUUCUACUGGCUUAUGAAGAUGAAGGAGUCUAUCUUGACAUCUAUGGGCACUUCUCCAAAGAAAACAUUUUGCAGUGGGGGGAAAUGCCCACAUCAGUAGGUAUUUUUUGCAUCAGUUCAGUCUGGCGGCAGCAGCCAAAUUUACUUUAUGACACUGGGCCAAAACAUCCUGUUCAACUGGUAAAUUACUUUGGAGUGAAGUGAAUAUUUGACUUUCCCAGUUUCUAUGAGCCAUCUAAAGCCCUGAGUUCAUUUCAGAAGUUGCCCCCCUCGUUACUGCAACAAAAAGGAAAAGAAAACCCCCAUGAGCCUCACAGAAUAUCCUUCAAUUGCAGACACUACAACUCUUGCAACUGUAUUGUUUAAAAUUUGCCAUCCUGGAGCACCCGCUUUAAAAAAAAAAAAAACCAAAACAAAGCUUUUUUGCAAAGCAGAAUUGCCCCAUGGAAGCCAGGCGUCUUACAAAGUAUGCACAGAGCUGUUGUGGGGGGUUAUAAUUUUUUUUGCACGAAGAUUAUAAUGUUCUUUUGUUCGACGCUCAGGGGGAAGGGCGUUUUGGUUGAAACCGGGCACCCAGCUAUGGCAUAUUCCGUGCGAGGUGGAGGCAAAAACUGUUGGAUGGGCUAAAUUAGGUUGGUAGGGCUUCCCUGUUUUUUCAAAAUCUUCCUUUCUCAGGUAGAUCUGCCUUUCCCCCCAAACACCUGAGUAACAUCUUUGUUUGCCGAGAGAUUUCAGAGCCCCUGUGAAGCGUUCGUUCAUUGCAGAAUGAAUUUCUCUACAGGGAGACAUUCCCAGAGGAAGUCGGUGUUCUCAGCAAUUUGAGGCUAGAAGCAUCCUUGGGGACACCCUGGUUUCUAGCGGAUUUAGCAAUUGUUUGUUCCUAAGAACAGUCUCCUCUUGUGCCUGUGACUCCAUCAGAUUUCUAAGGAUGUUCUAAACCAUGAGGGGGGGAAAAGUCCUCAAGAAAAUAAGACCAGGCCUAGAAUCCUGCAUCCAGUUUGGGUCACC
Thamnophis sirtalis is the source of this 4137-nucleotide messenger RNA. NCBI's taxonomy places the organism in Eukaryota, Metazoa, Chordata, Lepidosauria, Squamata, Natricidae. The record is from RefSeq and is a predicted model, not a curated record.